Panonychus citri (citrus red mite) is the source of this 367-nucleotide messenger RNA. Its product is annotated as segmentation polarity homeobox protein engrailed-like. Gene Ontology annotation, cellular component: nucleus. Gene Ontology annotation, biological process: regulation of transcription by RNA polymerase II; neuron differentiation. Gene Ontology annotation, molecular function: DNA-binding transcription factor activity, RNA polymerase II-specific; RNA polymerase II cis-regulatory region sequence-specific DNA binding. NCBI's taxonomy places the organism in Eukaryota, Metazoa, Arthropoda, Arachnida, Trombidiformes, Tetranychidae. The record is from RefSeq and is a predicted model, not a curated record. The transcript has 3 exons. The annotation marks the transcript as partial.
UUCCGUGUGCUCAACCAUCGCCAGGUAACCUCACCCACCUCAGCAAUUGUUAAUAACUCAAAUUUACCUGCAUGGAUUUACUGUACAAGAUACUCGGAUAGACCUUCAUCAGGUCCAAGAUCGAGAAAAUUAAGAAAAAAGGACAAAAAAGCCGACGAGAAAAGGCCUCGAACAGCGUUCACAGCCGAGCAAUUAGCGCGAUUGAAGCAAGAAUUCAAUGAUAACAAAUAUUUAAAUGAUAAACGUCGUCAAGCAUUGGCACGAGAUCUUAAGCUAAAUGAAUCUCAGAUUAAAAUUUGCUAGUUCCCUGUUUUAUCUAAAUUAAAAUUUAAUCAUUAGAUUUUCAGAAUUUUUUUUCCAAAACAAC